Molecule: messenger RNA, 1399 nt
Organism: Olea europaea var. sylvestris
Lineage: Eukaryota; Viridiplantae; Streptophyta; Magnoliopsida; Lamiales; Oleaceae
Product: B-box zinc finger protein 21-like
Exons: 3
Coding region: 165-1121 (318 amino acids)
Biological process (GO): photomorphogenesis; regulation of DNA-templated transcription
Cellular component (GO): nucleus
Molecular function (GO): zinc ion binding
Source: RefSeq, a predicted model, not a curated record
UAAUAAUGGAAUAAAUUAUCUACCCCUACCCUCCACCACCCUGCUCUUCUAAUUUCAACGCGUAUCCUCCACAUUUCUUUUACCAUUUCCGGAAAAUUCUCCGUUGUCGAUCAGUUUCUCCCGCACCAAACUUGAAAAAUUUCAAAAGAAUCUGAUCAAAUUAAAUGAAGAUCCAGUGUGAUGUAUGUGACAAAGAUGAAGCAUCAGUAUUCUGUGUGGCGGAUGAAGCCGCCCUCUGCGCCGUCUGUGACCACCGUGUCCACCAUGCCAACAAACUAGCCGGAAAACACCACCGCUUCUCCCUCCUCCAACCUUCACCUAAGCAAUUUCCAGUCUGUGAUAUAUGUCAGGAGAAGAGGGCCUUCUUGUUCUGUCAACAAGAUAGAGUAAUUCUAUGCAGAGAGUGUGAUAUUCCAAUACACAAAGCAAAUGAACACACUCAAAAGCAUAAUAGAUUUCUUCUCACUGGUGUAAAGCUUUCUGCAACUUCUGCCCUUUAUUCUUCAUCUUCAUCUUCAUCUUCAACAUCAACGGAAUCCCCUUCAAAUGUUUCAGAUUCUGUUCCCAAUAUUCAGUCCCAGACUUCAUUACAUAAGCCUGUUUCUGUUUCUGAAACCCCCACCGAUCCACCUCCUUUCACCGCAAACACUACUUCAGUGAUGGCGCCGCCGCCGACCAAUGAUAAAAGUGGUGGAAAUAUUCAACUGAUAAAUGGAGGAAAUGGUUCUACAAGUAGCAUAUCAGAAUAUUUAAUAGAUACACUUCCAGGGUGGCAUGUUGAAGACUUACUUGAUUCUUCUUCUUCUGGUUUCUUUAAGACUACAGAAAAUGAUGUCUUGUCUUUCUUGAAUGCUGAUCUUGAGAGCAAUCUGAGCUCUUUUUCCCCAGAAAACAUGGGAUUUUGGGUCCCUCAAGCCCCUCCUUCUUUAUACUAUCCAACACAAAUUCAAUCAUAUCCAACUUUAAACAUGUCAUUUGGAGCACCAGAUGGAUCAACGGAGUACAAAGAAAUAUCAAACGUCAAAUCCAGCAGAAAAUGGAGUAGUGAAGACAAUUCAUUUGCUGUUCCACAGAUCAAUCCACCUACCACUGCCUCAAAGAGAUCAAGAACUUUUUGGUAGUCCCAAUAAAAAUGCUAUCUUUUUUCAGGAUCCACAAUUUACUGAUCUGGUUUCCUAUUUUUUUCAUGGUUUUAUGGGGUUUCUUUUUCCUUUUUAUUUCAUUGCUGUAAUUUGAUCCUUUUUCACCCCUUGGUGUGCUCGUAGUUAACUACAAAAUCUUGUGUCAGUCAGACUUUUACCGUCCAUGUACUUGAUGCAUGCAUAUUUUUGUUUGUAAAUAUGUAGUACUUUUGAAUCCCAUGGACGAAGCCAUCAAAUAAAGUUGGUCAUGUUUGGUA